ACCAUGGGCUGCUGCUGCAGCUCCAGCCUCGAUGAGGACUGGAUGGAAAAUAUUGAUGUGUGCGAACGAUGCCACUACCCUAUUGUUCCAUUGGAUGCUAAGGACACGCUCCCAAUGAGGAAUGGGUCUGAUGUGCGGGAUCCCUUGGUCACCUAUGAUGGCUUGGACCCACCUGUGUCUCCGUUACAAGAUAACCUGGUCAUCGCCCUGCACAGUUAUAAACCCUCCCAUGAUGGGGACCUGGGCUUUGAGAAGGGGGAGCAGCUAAAGAUCCUGGAGCAGAACGGAGAAUGGUGGAAGGCACAGUCCCUGACCACUGGCCAGGAGGGCUUCAUUCCCUUCAACUUUGUGGCCAAAGUUAACAGCCUGGAGCCUGAGCCUUGGUUUUUCAAGGACCUGAGCCGGAAGGAUGCUGAGAGACAACUUCUGGCCCCUGGGAACACCCAUGGAUCCUUCCUGAUCAGAGAGAGUGAGACAACAGCAGGUUCCUUCUCACUCUCAGUGCGAGACUUUGACCAGAACCAGGGGGAAGUGGUGAAACAUUACAAGAUCCGCAAUCUGGACAAUGGUGGCUUCUACAUUUCCCCCCGAAUCACCUUUCCUGGUCUGCAUGAGCUGGUCCAGCAUUACUCUAAAGUCUCCGAUGGGCUCUGCACCCGAUUGAGUCGGCCCUGCCAGACCCAGAAGCCGCAGAAGCCCUGGUGGGAAGAUGAGUGGGAGGUACCAAGAGAGACGCUGAAGCUGGUGGAGAGGCUGGGAGCUGGCCAGUUUGGGGAGGUCUGGAUGGGGUACUAUAAUGGACACACCAAGGUUGCAGUGAAAAGCCUAAAAGCGGGCAGCAUGUCCCCUGAUGCCUUCCUGGCUGAGGCCAACCUGAUGAAACAGUUGCAGCACCAACGGCUGGUCCGCCUAUAUGCAGUGGUCACGCAGGAGCCCAUCUACAUCAUCACAGAAUACAUGGAGAACGGGAGCCUGGUAGACUUCCUCAAAACCUCAACUGGGGUCAAACUAACCAUCCAUAAAUUGCUGGAUAUGGCUGCACAGAUUGCUGAGGGCAUGGCCUUCAUUGAGGAGCGGAAUUACAUCCACCGAGACCUUCGGGCGGCCAACAUCCUAGUGUCAGACACACUCAACUGUAAGAUUGCUGACUUUGGCUUGGCCCGGCUAAUUGAGGACAAUGAGUACACAGCCAGGGAGGGAGCAAAAUUUCCCAUCAAGUGGACAGCUCCUGAAGCCAUCAACUAUGGGACAUUCACCAUCAAGUCAGAUGUCUGGUCUUUUGGCAUCCUGCUCACAGAAAUUGUCACCUAUGGGAGGAUUCCCUACCCAGGAAUGACCAACCCCGAGGUGAUCCAGAACCUGGAGCAAGGUUAUCGGAUGGUGAGGCCGGACAACUGCCCAGAGGAGCUGUACAAACUGAUGAUGCUGUGCUGGAAGGAAAGACCCGAGGAGCGACCUACCUUUGACUACCUGAGGAGUGUAUUAGAGGACUUCUUCACUGCCACAGAGGGCCAGUACCAGCCCCAGCCAUGACCUUCCUACUUUGAUCUCUCCCAUCCCAGGCCCCGGCCCACCUCCCCAACUUUAUACCCUUACCUCCUAAAUGGCCCCACUCAGACUGACUGACAAAGGAGCUGGGUCCUUCUCCAGAGUCCUGGAAAGACAGGGGGGCAUCCUGCCUAAGGUGACCCUCUCCCCCAUCAGGAUGGAGGCAUGGGGCUUUAUCACCUGUGGCAACCUGUUACUUAACCUGCCAGGAGAAGACUUGGAAUUGAACUCAUCCUUUGUGCGCCCCACCCCCAACAUUUUAUCUCCCAGGCUGAUCUUUCCACCUCAGUCCUCCCCUUGAUUUGCCUGGAGGAAAGGAGAAGCCUGGAGUCUGCCUCAGCCUUUUGACUCUUUUGUCUAUGUGUCUAUCUAGACUGGACUCACUUUCUCAGUCCUCCCGAGAUUCAAGACUUUUAGCAGUCUUUUGAGGGUAGGAAUUAUUCUUCUAAAUUUCUGUCUCUCUCUCAGACCCUGCCCUGCACACAGAGGACAUCCAAUAAAUGUUAGCUAAGAAUGGUAACUCUCUCUACCCAUCACCACUCCUCCACCCCAGGUUAGGCCCACAGCUCUCAUCUUUGGGCUGUUGAGGAAAGGAGGUGAAGAAAAGGGUGGCAGGAUAGAGGGGAGGAUGGGAAUAGGAUCUUGAGAGCUUCUAGAAUUGCAUCUCUGCUCCAAGAAACCUAUGGCUAUGUGGCAAGUUCCUUCUCUGAGUCUUAGUUUUCUUUUCUUUAAAAUAAGGAUAAUCUUUUUUUUUUUUU
This is a messenger RNA of Gracilinanus agilis (Agile Gracile Mouse Opossum), 2306 nucleotides long. It is a transcript of the gene LCK, whose product is annotated as LCK proto-oncogene, Src family tyrosine kinase. The transcript has 12 exons. Gene Ontology annotation, biological process: T cell differentiation; protein phosphorylation; innate immune response. Gene Ontology annotation, molecular function: signaling receptor binding; ATP binding; non-membrane spanning protein tyrosine kinase activity. Gene Ontology annotation, cellular component: extrinsic component of cytoplasmic side of plasma membrane. Lineage: Eukaryota; Metazoa; Chordata; Mammalia; Didelphimorphia; Didelphidae. Bases 4 to 1533 code for a protein of 509 amino acids. The record is from RefSeq and is a predicted model, not a curated record.